Molecule: messenger RNA, 982 nt
Organism: Pygoscelis adeliae (Adelie penguin)
Lineage: Eukaryota; Metazoa; Chordata; Aves; Sphenisciformes; Spheniscidae
Gene: SLC52A3
Product: solute carrier family 52 (riboflavin transporter), member 3
Exons: 1
Biological process (GO): riboflavin transport
Cellular component (GO): plasma membrane
Molecular function (GO): riboflavin transmembrane transporter activity
Source: RefSeq, a predicted model, not a curated record
CUGCCGCUGCUGGUGACGGUGCUGCCGGAGCAAUGGGACCUGCCCUCCUACAUCACCAUCAUCAUCCAGAUGGCCAACGUGGGGCCGCUUUUCAUCACCCUCAUGCACCGCUUUCGGCCCGGCUUGCUGAAUGAGGUGGCCAUUAUCUACAUGGUCGUGUCUGUGGGUGUCGUGGCCUGCUUGCUUUUGGCCUUCUUCUGGAACUACACGUCCUCCAUCGCUGGGAGGCCCCACAGCACCGCCUUCCUGCUCCUCACCUUCUUCCUGGCCCUGGUGGACUGCACCUCCUCCGUCACCUUCCUGCCCUUCAUGAUGCAGCUGCAGCCCCAAUACCUGACCACCUUCUUCAUAGGCGAAGGGCUCAGCGGGCUGAUCCCCGCUCUCAUCGCCCUGGGCCAGGGCUCUGGCAUCUCCAGCUGUGCCAAUGUUACCCACGUGGUCAACAUCACCACCGGCAACAAGACCGUGGAGAGCACUGUCUUCCAGCUGGAGACCCGCUACCUCCCAGCCAAUUUCUCCACCUUCUUCUUCUUCCUCCUCAUGACUGUAAUGAUGCUGGCCUGCUUGCUGGCCUUCUUCUUCCUCGCCAGGCAGCCCAAGGUGUGGGAGCUCUCCCAGCAGCAGCUGUUUCCCAGCAGCAUCAUGCUGAGCUCAUUUGACCAGAUCCCCAACGAGGAAGCUGGCUCGCGGCUGAGCAGGGGCUGCCCGUGCCCAAAGGAUGCCAAGGGGCCUGGGGACAUCCUGCCGGAGAAGGUGUCCUGCCCCCUGGCCAAGCUCACCUUCAUCUACCUCCUCAUCACUUGGGUGAGCGCUCUGACGAACGGGGUCCUGCCGUCCGUGCAGUCCUACUCCUGCCUGCCCUACGGCAACACCGCCUACCACCUCGCGGCCACGCUCAGCUCCAUGGCCAACCCCCUCGCCUGCAUCGUGGCCAUGGUCCUGCCCAGCAGGUGGGUAGCAGGGCACAGGGGGCUGCGGCGGG